AUGAUAACACCAGCGUUUCUCUUCGCAUUAGCGUUACUAGGCAAUGCCCGAGCCGAUUCCCAGGCUGGUGCCGAUACAAUUGAUGUGGAGCCGAACCAAGUGUUCGAAAAAACAUUCGAGGCAGGAUUACAAAUCACGUCAAUGCAAUUUAUACCAAAGGCAACCGAGGGUGAAACCCUGCAGAACCGCAAACCUGCGCAACCCGUAGACGUCAAAAACCCAUGCACGGGUUCCAAAAACGCGCCCGCAGAUGCGAAAGCAAACUGCUUUGUAGUUUCAAAACUUCUGUUUCCCGUCACCGUGAAGGCCAAGAUGGAAUCAACUGAUCGGAUCCUUACGUUGAAAGGUGAAGGUAACAAAGAACUAACAGUCACCUUCAAGCCCUAG
Messenger RNA from Dibothriocephalus latus, 387 nucleotides. Lineage: Eukaryota; Metazoa; Platyhelminthes; Cestoda; Diphyllobothriidea; Diphyllobothriidae. The record is from the annotation of a GenBank genome assembly.